Messenger RNA from Eimeria acervulina, 4359 nucleotides. RefSeq names its product phosphofructokinase, putative. Gene Ontology annotation, biological process: glycolytic process; response to glucose; fructose 6-phosphate metabolic process. Lineage: Eukaryota; Apicomplexa; Conoidasida; Eucoccidiorida; Eimeriidae. The transcript has 17 exons. Gene Ontology annotation, cellular component: cytosol. The record is from RefSeq and is a predicted model, not a curated record. Bases 1 to 4359 code for a protein of 1452 amino acids. Gene Ontology annotation, molecular function: 6-phosphofructokinase activity; ATP binding; diphosphate-fructose-6-phosphate 1-phosphotransferase activity.
AUGCCGGGAGAAAGACUGCCGCUAGGUGGCCAGGGGGCCCACAAGACCACCAAUGCGCCUCCGCUUCCAGCUCAUCGAUCCCCCUCUGGGCGUCCGGGUGGCGGUGCCUUGCCUACCGGUGCAGGUGGCGCAGCAGGAGCCGCAGCAGCGGCAGGUGGGGUUGGUGCGGGUGUUGGAUUGCCUGCUCAUUUGCGGCGGGGGCGUUCUUUGCUGGUGUUGACGCAAGACAAUCAAUACAAGCUGUCAGCUCCUCCUGCUGACCCCCACGGCGCUCGCUCUCCUUCUCGUGAUGCCUGGCGUCCUACGAUUACAACGGGGCCUGCGCAAUCACCAAAAACUCCAGGGGAGCGCGAGUUGGUGGCCCCUGCUUCGGGGGCUCCCCAGGCGGCGCGCCAGCAGCAGGGGUCUAGGCCUGUCAAGCGGUUCAGCUUUCGUGCGGGGGUGGGGCUUUCGAUAGACGCAAGGAGUCGGCAGCUUUCAAGGCGUCUGUCAUCUUUUGGGAUGACAGAGGGGAAUGUGUUUGGUAGUUUAGCUACAAAUGCGCCUUCGGAAGCCCCCCCUUCUGUUGAUGCGGUGCUGAAGGAACAGGAGACAAACGGGAAAGUUCACCUUCAUUCCGCCGACCUCUUUGAACGGUCUUCUCCCCUACAGCGCCUGCGGCGGGCGUGGCGGUGCACAUUGCCUUCAGCUCUGGAGAGCACACAGCUGCGGCUGGUAGAGGCAGAUUGCCCUGUUGAACAUCCGUCUUUGCGGCAGACGCCGGAGGUGCAGCAACAGCUGCGGGGUUUCUUUCCUGCUACCUUUGGGAAGAAGUACGUUGAGGUAGUGCCUGGCAUGGGCAGCGGGGUCGCCUCCCCUAAAGAACCUCUCGAUCACCCCCUGUCGAAAGCACUGAGAAUUGGAAUUGUACUAAGCGGAGGACCCGCACCCGGAGGUCACAAUGUCAUCGCUGGCCUCUACGACUUCGUCAAACAAAAACACCCAGAGUCAAUGCUCGUCGGAUUCAUGGGCGGACUGGAUGGCGUCAUGAACCAAAACUAUACCGUGGUAACUGAGGAGUUAAUGGAGGAUUUCAGGAACCAGGGAGGCUUCGACAUGCUCUGGUCAGGCCGAGGACGCGUCGGGGGAGAAGAGGAUAUUCAGCGCGCAAGGGAGGUCUGCGAGUCGCUGGAGCUGCACGGGUUUGUCCUUGUGGGGGGUGACGGUUCAAACAGCAACGCGGCGUUGCUGGCGGAGUCGUUUGAGAAGGACUUACCGAGUUGCUGCGUGAUUGGAGUGCCCAAGACGAUUGACGGGGACCUGAAGAAUGCGUUGAUUGAGGCUUCCUUUGGGUUUGACACGGCAGCGAAGACAUACUCGGAACUCAUUGGGAACUUGUGCAUCGACGUGAACAGUUCACAGAAAGUUUACCACUUUGUGCGGGUUAUGGGACGCAGCGCAUCGCAUCUGGUCUUGGAAUGCGCAAUGCAAGCCCGUCCUAAUUUGGUCUUCAUUGGAGAAGAAGUGGAGAGAGAGAAUAUGUCCCUUGAGCACAUCGUUCAAGAACUCGUGGACCUAGUUGUCAAACGCGCAGAACAAGGCAAAAUGUACGGCGUCAUCCUCGUCCCUGAAGGUCUGAUUGAAUUCAUCCCAGAAAUGAAACAACUCAUUAAAGAACUCAACAGCGUUCUCAAGGCUGGACAGCCCUUUAAGCCAGAGCUGCUGAAGACAACUCGCGCUGUUUGGGAUUUCCUGCCUGAUGUCAUUCAAGAUCAACUGCUCAUGGACAGGGAGAGCACAGGAUACAUUCAGGUCGCGAAAAUAGCAACCGAGAGGCUUCUGAUUCUUCUUCUGGAGAAUGAGCUGGUCAAACAGGGCAAGGAUCCGGAGCAGUGGAGUUUUAUGCCUCACUACUUUGGCUACGAAGGCCGGUGUGCCAUGCCUUCAAACUUCGACGCAAAUUACUGCUACUCACUAGGCUUCGUCGCAGGUGUUCCGUUCACGACAAUGAUGUGCGUCAAGGAGGACGCCAAGGGUGUUGCUUUCCCUGCCAUCACGCGUUCCUUAGUGGACCUUGACGGGCCUCUCUUCAAGGUUUUUUGCGAGGCUCGCGAACACUGGAAGUUUGGCGACUAUUAUCGUGUACCAGGGCCGAUUCAGUUUGAAGGACCUACUGCAGACGAACCGGCAUACGCAGUAUCAAUUCCAACAAAGGAGGAGCUCCUGCACCAGUCUGAGGCUAUUUGUCAUGUCGGAGUUGGAGGGCGGGUGGUUAAGAGCUUCGGAUUUCUCAGCGCUCUGCAACGCGAACGACUGACACAUCGGCCGCCGGUGCCUCCGCUAUGCCUGGAUCCAAAGUGCAAGGCAAGGCCGAUGAAGCAGGUUCUGUGCAAGGACCCGUAUACCCAGCGUCAGGUGCUAAUGCACUAUCCGUAUUUGGCGAACAGCACAUUGUUCUACCUUCAUGAAGUGGCGCACGAUAAGUACACUCCGCCCAUCAAUUACGGCCUCCGUGUAGGAUUUGUUCUGUUGUCAAGACAAAGUCCUGGGGUAAUGAACGUUCUCUGGGGUCUUCACGAGCGACUGAAGAUGGUGCAGGGGAAGUGCUUGGCUUUCUUUGGUCUGACGGGAUUGAUUGAGAAGAAUUAUAUUGAAAUUACGGAUGAGAAUCUUGAACUGUUCCUGAACCAGGGUGGCUGCGAACUAACAGGACGCAGCACCUCGCAUUGCUUGGGGUCCGUUGAAAACCAAGAAGCCGUGAGGCAGCGCUGCGAAGAGCUGAUGCUGGACGGGUUAGUCAUGCCAGGCUCGGCGUUCGCCAUGUCGGAGGCUGCACUGGUUGCCGAGUACUUCCUGGCUCGCCAGUGCCGCACUUCCAUCAUUGGUAUUCCCGCAACAGGGAGCAACAAUUUAGCUGGCGAGUUCAUCGAGACGUGUGUCGGCUUUGACAGCAGCACCAAAGUGUAUGCGGCCCUCAUCGGCAACGUGCUGACGGAUGCCGCCUCCAUGCCCAAGUACUGGCAUUUCAUCAGGCUCAUGGGCAGGCAGCCGUCCUUUGAGGUGUUGGAGUGCGCAUUGCAAACCCAUCCGAACGUUGUUAUUAUAGCGGAGGAAUAUGGAGCUGCUGACAAGACACUUCUGCACGUCGUACAGGACAUCGCAGACGUCGUCUGCCGUCGUGCGGAGUUGGGAAGGAACUUCGGAACGGUCUUGAUUCCAGACGCGCUCUUGAUGCACUUGCCGAACAUGAAGAUUCUGUUGGCAGAGCUCCGAAGAAUCAUCAGAGAGGCCCAGGCAAAAGGAGAGAUGAAGAAAGCCCAGGUAUCGCAACAACUUAUGGACGUGGAUAGUUGGGCGGCAAACGAACCGGACAGCUGGAACUGGCGACUAACACCUUGGAGCGCUGCCCUGUUCAAGACUUUCCCGAAAUUCAUCCGCAGAGAACUCGUUCAAGUGGACAUGGGGGAGAUUCGUUUCGAACGGCUGGAGACGGAGGAGCUAUUGGCCCAAAUGGUGAAGGAAGAAUUGGAGUACAGGGCGUCCGUAGGUCGCUACUGUGGCAAGUUCCAGGCGGUGACGCACUUCUUCGGUUACCAAGGACGGUCUUCAAUGCCUUCGACUUUUGACGCGAACCUCGCAUACGCUUACGGGAACCUGGCAUCGAUUUUAGUGGAGUCAGGCGUGACGGGCCACUGUUGCAGCAUCCGCGGGUUGUGCGGCAAUCCAAAGGAAUGGCAUCUAGGCUCUGUGCCUUUCGUGUCGCUGAUGCGCCUUGUGCCAAAUGUCCAGGACAAUCCAACUUUGACUGCCGCAACGCAGAAAACAGGCACAUCGGCCGCAGAUGGAGUAAUGGACCGCACUUCAAGGACACCAAGUGUCACUGAGCAGCCAGUUAUUCCUAGUUCUGAAGUCAGCCUUGACGGCAAGGCCUACAGAUGGAUGAAGACGGCCUUGGAACAGUGGAUGAUGGAAGACAGGUUCUGCAAUCCGGGGCCUAUUCAGUUUUAUGGUGCGUCACCUGACAUGAGACGUCAGCCCCCCUGCGUCGGCGCAACAUUCUUUAACCGCGUGCUGUACGAGGAGCAAGCAGAGUAUUUCGACAUGGUGCGGCGUGUUGAGUGUUACACGAACAUAUUACGGAACACGUGCAGCUUUGGAGUGUCUGACCACAUCCUAAAGCACGCUUUCGUCUCGCUUACAGGGUUGCUCAUGUUAGUUUUUCACUCCGAUGAGCUAACAACGCGUAUGCCGGCUUUAGGCCAAAGCGAUGAAACCGACUUCACAGACGUCGAACCCGCGGCACUCCGCAAGACAACAUGGAGGGACCAAGGGGGCCAGCUGGGGCGGCCCUCGUCAUCUUCCAAGCACCCGGGAAACUGA